Messenger RNA from Limulus polyphemus (Atlantic horseshoe crab), 1709 nucleotides. RefSeq names its product O-acyltransferase like protein-like. The record is from RefSeq and is a predicted model, not a curated record. The transcript has 10 exons. NCBI's taxonomy places the organism in Eukaryota, Metazoa, Arthropoda, Merostomata, Xiphosura, Limulidae. The coding region runs from base 18 to 1358 and encodes 446 amino acids.
UGACGUCAUUCGGUAGAAUGGAGACGUGGGCCAUGAAAAUGAUUGAUUCUAAUGGAAGACUUCCAGCUGGAUUGUUGGAGGGCACCUUGACCAGCUUAGGAUCCUACGAUCAGUGUUUGGAUAUUGUCUCUGCCAGUAAAGAGUCUAAUGUAUCCACUUUCCAAGGGCAGUAUUGUACUGUUUUACUGCGACCUCCACUACCAGCACGUUCACCAAAAUACAGCAGCAUCGCAGUUGGAGUGAAGGCUCUGUCCAAUUUUUCAAAACCUGGAGAGGUCUUCCACGAUUUUUCCCAGAAUGCCCAAUACUUCUAUUCAGUGGCAAUACGUCUAGGAAUUUGUGUGCCUUCAACGUGUUCACGGUUGGAAGCUCAAAAAGCUGUCAGCAAAGCAAGCGACUGGUUGAGACUAAAAGGAAAUGUUCAGAACUGUGAAACUAAAAAGCCUGUUGAAGUAACAGCUCGGCAGAUUGUAUCUCUACUUACUCCACCUGUCAUCCUCGUUUUAUGCUUAUUGUUUCUUCUACCCUUUUUGGGCUCGGGGCCAAACUGGUUAAAUAUUGUUAUACCGUAUGUUGAAGGUUGCUACUCCACCUGGUGGCGGAAUCUUCUAUACAUCAACUCGUUGUACAAACCUGAACAGUGUCUUGGACAAACGUGGUACAUAUCGUGUGACUUUAUCUUCCAUGUCUUGUCUCUGAUGGUGUUCAUCCCGAUGUUCAGGAAUUCAGGACUAAUAGCAGCAAUUCGCUAUUACAACCCAAUUCACCAUCUAGGGAGUUACUGUAUUGGAUUAUAUGCUGGGUAUGCCAUAGUAAAGAAGAAAUUUGAAAGUAUUUCAAAGUUUUCCGUGAUCCUUGGCUGGCUGUUUUCCAGUUUCCUCUUCCUGUCAGUGAUGUAUGGAAUGCGUAGUUGGAACAGUGGUGUAGAGGGCAGCACAGUAGUAGCUGUAAUGUAUGCUAGCUUACACCGUCCUUUAUGGGCUCUUAGUGUAGCCUGGGUAAUAUUGAUGUGUGUCACUGGGCGUGGAGGCAUCAUCAACAUUCUAUUAUCAUGGAAACCAUUUUUAUCCUUAGACCGUAUGACGUACAUGCUGUAUCUCAUCCACCAUGUAGUCAUAACCGUAUACAAUGGUUACACCAGUUACACUGUUAAUUACAAGCCUAUCACAUAUAUUUACAUAUUUUGUGGACACAUGUUUAUUUCGUACCUAGUUUCUAUUGCUUGCAUUCUGUUAGUGGAAUCGCCGUGUGUAGCAAUUACGAGCAAGUAUUUUUCUUCUCAUAAAAGCGGAAUGUCUUGUGAUGUUAUCAAACAUGACCAAAGAGGGGAUGGUGUGGAGAUGGUACGUGUUGAGUGAGAAGGAGUUAUGAAAUUAAGUUAAAGUUGAACAAAUGUAAUAUAUUAACGGAGAUUCAAAACAGUUUUAUAAACAUUAUAAAGGGAGAAAAAAAAUCUUUGUUGACCGUUGUCACAUUGUGUAAAUAGCAGAAGUUUUUUUUUAAUAUCUAGCAUAUAAUGAUAACCAUCUUAUAACUCCAAACAGAAGUAAUACUCAAGUUAUCCAUUGGUAAAAUACACGAGAGGUGAUAAGGUUUGUUAUUUAGCCCCUUUUCUUUUCAUGUUUUUCACAAAUAGCACUUAUUUAGCCCCUUUUCUUUUCAUGUUUUUCACAAAUAGCACGCGGUAAUGUAACGUUUACACACUACCA